Schizosaccharomyces octosporus yFS286 is the source of this 6083-nucleotide messenger RNA. RefSeq names its product separase/separin. NCBI's taxonomy places the organism in Eukaryota, Fungi, Ascomycota, Schizosaccharomycetes, Schizosaccharomycetales, Schizosaccharomycetaceae. Gene Ontology annotation, molecular function: cysteine-type endopeptidase activity; protein binding. The coding region runs from base 318 to 5819 and encodes 1833 amino acids. Gene Ontology annotation, biological process: meiotic chromosome separation; proteolysis. The record is from RefSeq and is a predicted model, not a curated record. Gene Ontology annotation, cellular component: cytoplasm; centrosome; nucleus. The transcript is spliced from 2 exons.
CAAUGAACUUCUUCAGUUUAGCUUAUACCAGCACUUUCCUCCUUAAAUACUUAUUCUCAUUGGGGUCAUCCAAGUUUAUCAAAAAAAUAUAUUAAAUGGAUUAAUAGUUCGCUAGUAAAUAUCUUGGCAUGCUGGUUGUCUUGCUUUCAUCUACAGUAUAAUCAAGGAAUAUCCAAAGGCCGACAUAUAAUUUACAUUCGUUGAUCCAAAGCUUCAUAUUGUAACUACAAAUUCAUUAAUUUCAAAACUUUAGUUUGUCUAUUUGCUUUCGUUUACCAAAUUUGGUUUUCGUAAUCUAACUGUCCCUGACCUUGCAAAUGUCCACGAAGACUUUUAGUGCUUCAAAGCCUGCUUGGACCACUGAUAAGGUUAUAAAAUCUCUUACAUAUCCCGAGCAUUGCUCUAUCUCACUUGUAGAACGUCUUCGCGCUACUCUCACAACGAACAAUGUCAAGUCUUCUCAUGGAUGGACAUCUGACUUACUUCUCACAGCUUUAAAAUCCGCUCUUGAGAAUAUGGCUAAACGUUGGGCAGAUUUGCCAAGUGAAAAUAAAUUGCAGAUAUGCCAGGCAUUUUCUUCUCUUCGUCGCUCUGCUUCUUCAAAAGCCCAAUUGGAGAUUAAAUUACUUUAUGAUUGCUGUUGCUACCUGAUGGAUAGAUUGGCCUUUAAUCAUGAGUCAGAUGCACAACUUUACAGCUGCAUUCGAGCUAGAUUGGCCAUUGUAAACAGGCUUUUGGACAUGGAAGUUACGGAGCCUGCCAUAUUUCAUCUUAGUAAGGUCUAUUAUAAUUUUUGUUCAUUAUUUCAAUCACUUUCUCCAAGAUUUAUGAACAAUUCGUCAUAUAUCUCUUCAGGAGCCUUAACAAUGUCAGCCGUCGAACUGCAAAAUUGCCUAUAUUUCCCCCUUCCUAGUCUCUCACUUGCCCAAGGUGCUUGUUCACUUCUAGUGACCUUCCAGCUCAAUGUUUUAAGAUGUCUUACCUUAUUCCCAAAUUUCUGUCUUUCCCUUUCUACAAUUCAGAAUUUGAUGAAAGAAACAGGUCCAUAUGCUUCUUGCUUGAGAUUAUUUUCCCUAAAUGAAGAACUCGGGCUAUCCAGGAUAGAAAUUUUUGCAAGAUUUCUCUCGAGAUUUGCUCUUACUGAACAGAAUUCAUUGCAUUCCUUGUAUUUAUUUGCUUACUCUCUUCAGUCCUGGCUACAUAUAGGAAGGUCUUUCAUGUUAAAACAUGCCAUCGCUUUGCCAGAGUCAAUAGAAUUACGGGUUGUCAACUUAUUUCAUAAACUUUUUAAUGCUUGCGAUCCUUCCGUCAUUAAUAUUGAUCAAUUAAAUGAGAUUUAUGAGGGAAUCCUGUUUGGAAUUGACUUUUUAAAUGUAGACAACAGAACUGAGCUGAACCUGAGAGUAUCUGAUACUUAUUACCAGUAUAGCGAUGUUACAGCGUGUUUUUCACGACUAACGGAUGGUAUUGAAUCUUCUAUAGGUGAAAGGAUAGCUAAAUUAAAAUACCUUCUGCUUAUGUUUCGCCUCUCCUUGAAAAAAGAUUGUCCCAAAGUCUCCUUUGAUAUUGUCUCGGAAAUCAGUACUUCCGUUGAACUUCUUAAUUCGGAUUCCAUUCGUCCGAACGAUCUUAUUUAUUUCCUUAAUGUAAUUGACAAUAUAUUUUCUUAUCCUCCACAUACGUCUCCUGAUGGCCAUGAUAAAGUUAGAACGUUUUCGGUGAUGGCCUCCUUUGCGCAUGUCAUUUUGGCUGCUAAUCGAGAGUUGACAUCAGAUAUCGAAGCAAACAAGCUAUCAAAAAAGGUGAAGCGCUUUCUUUCUCUUUCAUUUUAUCAGUUACGUUCUUUGAAGGAAACCGAAAUUCCCUUAGAUACCUUUAGAUGCUUUAUCCAAGUUGCAAUUAAAUUUCAGGAGCCCGAGUUUUCUCAAAAACUAUCAAAUUUUUGUUACAAUAACAGUGUAAAAUCCAAACAUACAGAUCUCUCUAUUCGAUAUAUUGACUUAAGCGUUUCUAUAACACUGUGGCACAACUUACUAGAUGAUGAGACAUUUAUCUUGAAACUCGUGAAGUGGCUUCAAUUAUUGGGAGAAAAAUCGACGAAAGAUUUCACUUUAAAAAAGGUCUCAAAUAUGUUGGAAUUUCACUUCACACAGCCUUCAUUCAAGGUUACCGCAUCUCUUACUAAACUGUUGAAAUGGAUUAUUAGAAGUAUGCAUUCGCUCGGAGAAAGCCAUUUAAAAAUUUACAUCUCAUGUUUGAGUAUCACUGUCCUGAAAGCUAUAAGUAAAGAAAUGCUUGAUUCCAAAGAACAUGGCCCGAGUAUAAUAUCCAUACGAGUUCUUGCAGAAAUGUUCGAUAGGGAAGUGGACUUAUCAGAGAAGGCAAACAUUCUUUGCCUAAUGUCAUGCACGGUGUUUAAUAAUGCAAGUCUUAAUUUGUGUUACUCAUCAUCUAUAAAAAGAAAGAUUGAGGAUUUACAAUCGUGCGCUUCAAAAUGCCCAAAAUUUCACCUACAUAGAAUUAUUCUCGAAAUAUGGGAUUUUUUAAUAAAGUACCAAGCUAACCGUUGCUAUGAAAUUCCCUUACAAUCUUUGCUUAAAAGGUUAUCGGAUUUCGUGCUUACAUCUCGGCCACCAGCGACCCUUGUAGAAUUGAGCGAUAGAGACAUAUAUACCUUUUUGACCGCUUCUUUCAGUAUUUUUCAUGUUAUUGAAGUCUUGGGCGACUAUUGCUCGGAACUCCUAUUGUUGGAAACUGUAUAUGAACUUCUUAAAAACUACUUAUCCAAUCCAGCAGGGAGAUACAUUGUCGUGAUAGUUACUCUGCUUGCAAAUAAAUAUGUGUCUUUGGGGUUUUCGGGUAAAGCGCACCUUUGCUUCUCUAGAGCUUAUAACUUUUUUAAAAAGCAAAAUGGGACACAAGAAUGUUUCGAAAAUUUUUGGAGAGUAUCUUUCGCUAAAUAUUUAAUUAUUACGGGUAACGCUGAAAAGGGAGUUUUACAAUUGAAGAACUACAGUACGACAAAGAAGGGACUAUUUACAGGACUACAAAAUUUGGUGGUCUUAGAUUAUUUGUUGAUGUAUGAAAGGUUCCAAUUUUCCGAAGCAGUGUAUUUAUUAGGUCACUCUUCUCAGGCGUUGCACAUAAUAACGCAAAAUCUGCGGAUGAUGAAAUCUUUUUUUUCUAUGUCUAUAGACAAAAUGCAUUCUAACAGUACUGAAUCGAGCUUGCCAUGGGAAUUGGCUCGGAUUGCUGUAAUGUCUAAUAACCUCACUGCUCAGAUUUAUGAACAUAUGGGGCAACUGAGGGAAGCAAUGUAUUUCACUAAACAAGCAUGCUUAUUAGAAGAAACUAUAUGCCCCUUAUUCAGUGCUUACUGUUCUAAAUUAUCGUUAUGCUCUUUGCUCGCGAAAGCUGGGCGAAUUGAUGAAAGCGAGGUUAUUAUUCAGGAAAUAGCGGAUUUAGAGCAAUCUUCUAGCUUCCAUCAAAAAUAUCUUUGGAACCUAGUGAAUGCUGAAAUAGACUAUUCGAAAGGGGAAUUAAAUGGUUCAAUUAGACGUUAUUCGCAAUGUCUAGAUUUAUUAGAUUUUUUGAAGCAAGAAGUUCUGUCUUUUAUUCAGUUGUGUAAAAAUAAUCGUUCUUUAACGAAAGGAAUAAAAAGGUUAAGUUUGUCUAAUUCAGCCUAUCCAACUGGAAAAGAAAAGCUCUUUGACUUGGAUUGUUCGAUUUUAGAUGACAAGGCAGCCAAAGUGCUUCAAAGAAUUGCGUUGAUAGAAAUAAAAAGAGGAAAUUUGGAUGAAGCAAGGUCGUUGAUGAAGGCAUCAUCUGGAAAAUUUAUUGGUGAUUUUUCUAAUGUCGUGUCUCUGCAAAUCGCAAAGGCAAAAAUAGCGUUAAGUGAAGCCAAUAUGACUCUACGAGGUAAUCCAGCUCUAAGCACCCUCCAAGAUUCUGUUGUGUCCUUACCUUGCAUAACCGAAAGACAGAUAGUUGGUGUUCAUGGGAAAUUAAUUGCCGCGUCGCCAAACAUUCAAAUUUCGAAAAGAAAGCAAGGGCAUCUAAAUCUUUUAAGAGAAAAGCUGAAAACUAUUUUGCUGAACAUUCGUUUGAACUGCGAAUUAAUUUUCUUUAAUACAUUUGAACGAAGUUCAGUAGAAACAUGCAGAGCUGUUAACAACUUGAUGACUUUUUCUUCAAUCAUGCAAAGUGCUAUAACAAGUUUAGACGAAAAAAAUACGUUGAAUUCUGUCACUACGUCGUUCUUUAUGGAGAUUCCCCGUGCUCUAGGUUUCCAAAGAAAGUUGGUGAAUUCUAAAUCGGUAUGGCAAUCGCAUUCCUAUAAUGAGAGUGAAAUUGUCAAUAUGAUAUCCGAAAGUAAAUCAAAAGCUCCACGUUUUGAGGAAUUUGAAGAGUUUAUAAACCAGCUACCCUCAACUUGGAAUGUAAUUUCUCUAAGCAUUAACGAAUCGAAGGAAGAGCUUUUCGUGACAAAAUUAAGGAAGGAAGCAGCCCCUUUAAUUUUUCGAUUGCCUUUAAAACGCCACAGUUCUCAGGCAGUAGACGAGGACGUUUUGAGUUUUGACAAAGCACAGUCAGCAUUUGGUAAAAUAAUUGCUAAAAGUAACGAAACAGCACAAAAUGGAAAGGACUAUACUACUAAACAAGACAAGGAAUCAUGGUGGAAACAACGAAGAGAACUAGAUAGUAGUUUAGCCAAGCUCUUAAAGAAUAUAGAGCUUUUCUGGCUUGGUGGAUUUAAAGGUAUUUUCUCAAACCAUAAACCAGAUAUGGGUCUAUUUUUGAAAUUCAUUCAUCAAUUGUAUGAUAUUAUGAGAAAAAACCUUAACUUUUCGGAUCUGGGGAAUACUAUUGAAUUGUCAUCUGGUAUACUGGAACUUUUCGUCUCUCUUGGAUCGCCUGACCAAGAUAAUGUUGAUCAAUUGCUUGAAGAUCUUAUAUACUUCGUUCUCGACAUAUAUCAGUUUCAUGGGCUACAAUUCGCUUAUGAUGAAGUUGAUAUGGACCAAAUGAUCAUAGACGUUAAGGAUGCACUAAGAGUUUACCAUAAUAACUACGAUCCUGAAAAAAGUACUAGUCAUACCGUACUUUUGUUGGAUAAGAUGGUCCAUAAAUUCCCAUGGGAGUCGUUGCCCUGCUUGCAGCAGCUGUCAGUAUCAAGGUUACCAUCCAUUUCCAUCUUAAAAAGUAUCAUAUGUAAAGAAGUUCGUCCAGAGCCAUUUAUCAAGGUAAAUAUUGACUCUGGCUCUUAUAUACUUAAUCCCAGUUUAGACUUAAAACAUACGCAAGAUAUGUUCGAAGCAGAAUUAUCUGCUACUGGAUGGAGGGGAAUUAUCGGACGAAGUCCUUCGAAUGAAGAGUAUAGGUCUAUGUUAUCAGACUAUGACUUUUUUCUUUAUUUUGGCCAUGGCGGAGGUGAACAGUACACAACUUCGAGAGAUUUGGCGGCGCUUAAUAAAUGUGCCGUGAGUAUUUUAAUGGGUUGUAGCUCAGGGGCAUUACACGAGUGUGGUAUAUAUGAGCCUUGGGGGACUCCUUUGAAUUAUUUGGGUGCUGGUUGCCAAACUUUGGUAGCUAAUUUAUGGGAUGUAACGGAUAAAGACAUUGAUCGGUUUAGUGGUGCAAUGCUCUCCUAUUGGGGUGUUUUUUCUGGUAAAAAAAGCGCAGAAACAUUCAACAUAUGUGAGGCAGUUAGCAAAAGCCGUAAACACUGUCAUCUUCAGUUCUUAAAUGGCGCUGCCCCUGUCGUUUAUGGAUUACCUGCCUUUGUCACUAAAAAUAUUUCAAAUGAUGUUUAUGCAUAAUUUUUUUGAAAAUAUUUAUUUUCUUUUUUCUAUAUCUGUAAAAAUAAAAUGAAUUUAAUUCCUCGAAGUCAUAAUGAAAUAUUUAUACAUAUUUAUGCUCUAGUGAUGCGAAGCAUAGUUGGCACGAAGUACUGAAUCAUAGCUGCAAAUAAAUCAAGCGUUGGGAUUCACAAUGGAUGCAGUUGUGGCAUUGGGAGCGGAAGUUGUAGGAGUGGGAGUAGAAUUUCCAAGGGUUGCAUGUUUGUGAAUCCAAUCACAGACUUG